Molecule: messenger RNA, 2242 nt
Organism: Orbicella faveolata
Lineage: Eukaryota; Metazoa; Cnidaria; Anthozoa; Scleractinia; Merulinidae
Product: diacylglycerol kinase epsilon-like
Biological process (GO): phospholipase C-activating G protein-coupled receptor signaling pathway
Cellular component (GO): membrane
Molecular function (GO): ATP-dependent diacylglycerol kinase activity
Source: RefSeq, a predicted model, not a curated record
AGCCUUGAUUGAUGAUGUUCGUUGUAAGGUUCUCUCUGUCAUCUAAUAUUACACGUUGCAGCGAAAGGGUAGUUCAAAUUCGUCGACAAUGUGAUGAUGAUUGAUGACGAUGGCCUUUAAGUGAUUGAUGACUAUAAUCGUCAUCAAUGAUGUCUCGUACUCAGAUCCCCACUCUAUUUGUUUCCGCGAAGGGCGUUCUGGGUAAAUUUCAACAUGGCGGUCUUACCUAAAAGCAGGUGUUGUCGGUAUGAUUUUAAUCACAAUUUAAAAUUGCUCAUUUAGCUCACUUUAGAUAUGUUGAAAGCCAAUGGAAAGCAUCUUGGAAUGGCGAGGAGAUGUAUACCAAGUCCUAGCUUGUUGUGGAAUGUUUAUUUUCCUUUCCUGGGUGUUGACAAAGCUCCUGGGUCUGACUUGGAAACGCGGUCUACGUGUUGGAGAUCCACACAAGGGUCAUCGUUGGUUUAUGACUGAAAUCCUUGAUAAACCGACGUAUUGUAACUUCUGUGAACGACCUCUAGUAAGAGGUGGAUACUGUGAAAAUUGCGGGAUUUCAGUUCACGAAGAAUGUAUCGACGGGGCAACAGAGAGAUUUGCUUGCAAAGUUCUGGUUCUGUCCAAGAGAAGCUACAUGAACCAUCAAUGGGUGCGAGGAAACUUGCCUCUUUGUAGCACAUGUAGCGUCUGCGGUUUUCAUUGCGGUACCGAACCCAGAUUAUGUGAUCUUAGAUGCGUUUGGUGCCAGGAUAAAACACACGAUCAUUGCCUUCGAAGUAAAUCAAACAUUUGUGACUUUGGAAAGUAUAAAACCAUGAUUUUACCUCCACAUUGUAUAAGUCUUACCGUGGAAAGUUGGCGGAGCAAGAAACGAUUUGUAGUUCGUGAAGUUGUGGUACCUCCCAUAAAAAACUGGAGUCCAUUGCUUGUGUUUGCUAAUCGCAAGAGUGGAGAUAAUGAAGGAGAGAGAUUAUUAAUGACGUUUAAAAGUAUACUCAACCCAGUGCAGGUGAUAGAUCUUCAUGAGGUCCCCCCUGAAUCUGCACUUGAGUUUUGUAAGCUUCUUCCAAACCACAGGACCCGUAUUCUGGUCUGCGGAGGUGAUGGCAGUGUUGGUUGGGUUCUUGGUGCCUUAGACAAAGUCAAAUUAAAGUUGCCUCCAUAUAUUGGCAUACUUCCUCUGGGCACUGGUAAUGACCUUGCACGGGUUCUUGGAUGGGGCAGCGGCUACGCAGGUGAAGAAGAUGUUAAUGAAAUACUGACAUCUAUCAUGACUGCUAAUGUGACUCCGCUGGACAGAUGGAAAAUAACCGUGGAGAGUAGCAGAAGAUACUUUGAUGUCAGAAGGCGUAAAAAGGUGUUUUGGAUGAAUAAUUAUUUUUCAGUGGGCUGUGAUGCCAAAGUGGUACUAAACUUUCACCUCCAUCGGGAAAGUCAGCCUUCUCUGUUUACCAGCCGCAUUAUCAAUAAGGCCGUUUAUGGAUUGUAUGGAGCCAGAGAUGUUCUUGAGCAAGACUGCAAAGAUCUUCAUGAACUUGUUGAGCUGGAAAUGGAUGGACGAAAAGUUGAAUUACCGGAAUUAGAGGGAAUUGUCAUUCUCAAUAUCAACAGUUGGUGUGGUGGCUGUGAGCUGUGGGUCAAUGAUGACCAGGAAACAUCUUCACCACCAAGCAUUAAUGACGGAGUAUUGGAAGUAGCCGGGCUUUACUCAGCACUGCACAUUGCUAGACUGCAAGUUAAUAUGGCUGACCCACUCCGUCUCGGUCAAGCAAGGACUGUUAAACUUACACUUAAGGACACCAGAUCCCUCCCGGUUCAAGUAGAUGGAGAGCCCUGGGAAGAAGGUCCUUGUGUGAUCACAAUAAGUCACCACAACCAAGCCCUAAUGCUAGGCAAGGGGGAAAAACAGCUCCUCACUUGAUUAUUCCCUGUGCUCCUGGUUCAGGCUUAGAAUUUCAAGUUCAAGGUGAUGCCAAGAAAAAUCCUUCAGCUGUACUAGCCGACUUAUCAGGCAUAAUUUAUUGCACCAAUAUACUGCAGCUAAAUUCAAGAGAUCAAUGAAUACUCGCGGAUGCAAUUUAAAUGACCCAUAUAGCUUGCCAGGGUUGCUCAAAACAAGGUGGACCAUACACACUCUAAAAUACAGUAAAUAUUGUGUAAGGAACUAGAAGCUAUGGUAUUUAAGCAAUAGACCACAAGUGUUUAUGGUUUAUAGGCUGGUAAACCACGCGGGAUGUUGGAAGAACAC